Drosophila ficusphila is the source of this 1543-nucleotide messenger RNA. RefSeq names its product thymus-specific serine protease. Gene Ontology annotation, molecular function: dipeptidyl-peptidase activity; serine-type exopeptidase activity. Gene Ontology annotation, biological process: proteolysis. The transcript is spliced from 5 exons. The record is from RefSeq and is a predicted model, not a curated record. NCBI's taxonomy places the organism in Eukaryota, Metazoa, Arthropoda, Insecta, Diptera, Drosophilidae. The coding region runs from base 35 to 1477 and encodes 480 amino acids.
UAAAUCGGUCCGAAUAGUUAGUUCAUUUGCGAAAAUGGCUGCUCUGGGUCUGGUCUGCCUUGCUGUGGUCUUGGCUGUAGGCCUAGUCCAAUCCUUGGACACCUACAAUGUUAAGGAUGUGCCCGUUUUGGUCAAGACUUUGAAGAACUUGAACCGCGGUCCGCCGCAGCAGGUGAUGACCAAAAGGGUUAAUGUCGAGGAGAAAUGGAUCACCCAGAAACUGGAUAACUUUGACGAUAGCAACACAGGCACUUAUCAGAUGCGUUAUUUGGUCAAUGAUGAGUUCCAAACUGAGGGAAGUCCCAUUUUCAUUUACCUGGGUGGCGAGUGGGAGAUCGAGCAGAGUAUGGUCAGUGCUGGCCACUGGUACGAUAUGGCCGCUGAGCACAAUGGUGUUCUCGUGUACACCGAACAUCGUUACUACGGCCAAAGUGUUCCCACCACAACCAUGUCCACGGAGAACCUCAAGUAUCUGGAUGUAAAGCAGGCUUUGGCCGAUGUGGCCCAUUUCAUUGAGACCUUCAAGUCGGAGAACGCCCAGCUGGCCAACUCAAAGGUGGUGCUGGCUGGUGGUUCCUACUCGGCCACCAUGGUGGUGUGGUUCAAGCGCCUCUAUCCCGACUUGGUUGUCGGUGGCUGGGCCUCCAGUGCCCCCAUCUUGGCCAAGGUUGACUUCACCGAGUACAAGGAGGUGGUGGGCCAGGCCUUCCUCCAGCUGGGCGGACAGCAGUGCUACAACAGGAUUGAGAACGGCAUCGCCGAGCUGGAGUCCUUGUUCGCCAACAAGCGUGGAGCCGAAGCUAGGGCCAUGUUGCGCCUGUGCAACAGCUUUGAUGACCAAAACGAUCUGGACUUGUGGUCCCUGUUCGGAAGUAUCUCGAACGUCUUUUCUGGCGUGGCACAAUACCAAAGCACCGGAGAUAUUGAGUAUUACUGCGACUACCUUUUGAGCUUCCGAGAUGAUGCCACGGCCAUUGCCAACUUUGUUUACUGGGCCUGGGGAAUGCCAAAUUGCAUCGAUGCCAGCUACGACAGCACUGUUGAAUACUAUCUGUGGGGAGUGGAACACUUCGAUUCUGGUCGUCCUUGGUAUUACCAGACCUGCAAUGAGUAUGGCUGGUACCAAAGCUCUGGAUCUAGGAACCAGCCCUUCGGCACCAAGUUCCCUGCCACCCUUUACACGACCCUCUGCGGAGAUGUCUUCAGUUCGCAAUACGGAAAUGAACAGAUCAACAACAACGCGGCCCAGACCAACGAGUACUUUGGUGGCAUGGAGCCCGGAGUGGAGAAUGUCUACAUGACCCACGGUGCCCUGGAUCCGUGGAACCCCAUGGGCCAUGGAGUGGCAGAGGGAGCCACCGUCAUCGCCAAUGCCUCGCAUUGCUCCGACUUUGGAUCGGUCAGGUCUACAGACUCUGAGGAAAUGCGUGCCUCCAAGGAAAAACUCGCCGAACUGGUGCGCCAGUGGUUGGCUUAGAUUUCUUGGCCGAAGAUUUUCAAUAUUUUAUAUUAUUUUUUGUAAUAAAAGAAAAACAGAACUUAA